This is a messenger RNA of Chlorocebus sabaeus (green monkey), 1816 nucleotides long. It is a transcript of the gene SERPINA12, whose product is annotated as serpin family A member 12. The record is from RefSeq and is a predicted model, not a curated record. Gene Ontology annotation, molecular function: serine-type endopeptidase inhibitor activity. Lineage: Eukaryota; Metazoa; Chordata; Mammalia; Primates; Cercopithecidae.
UCCACCUCCCUCUAUUGCUCUCCUCUCCUACAUGUGGAAACCAUGGCCACAUUCAGCUUCAGGGCUACUUCACAAAGUUAGCUGCCUCAAAGUUUAGGGGCUUUUACAUUCCCUUAGAAAGACACUGACUGGUCUGAUUUUGGUCCACACUCUCGUCUUUAACCAGCCAGUGUGGCAAAGGAAUGAAGUAUUAUGACGGUAGGUCUGGGUCACAUGCCUACACUACGGGGUAUCCUCACUGUGGUCCAAUGGAGGGGAGGAGAGCUGUUCCUCAAAGGAAUUGAGACACUGUUUCCAUAAAGAGGGUACAAAAACAAGAGAUGUCUUCUACAUUCAGUCCUCCUAUUUACAAAAUGUAGAAAGUCAUUUCUAGUCCCCAGGGUGACUACAAAGGUUAAACGCUAUGAACGGGUCAAAGCACUCACAAACUGCGAUGUACAACACAUACUAGUCACUGUAUUUCUUCUUUCAUCUGGUCUUCCUCUGGGUUACUUGUGGGCGAUGGGGUUAUCAUGUUCUUUUUUUCUGCUAACCUCAGGUCUACUACUCAACAAGAUAGUCUUCAAGGAAAAUGAACCCCACGCUGGGCCUGGCUAUUUUUCUGGCUAUUCUCCUCACUGUGAAAGGUCUUCUGAAGCCGAGCUUCUCACCAAGGAAUUCUAAAGCUUUGAGCCAGGCCCAAGGGUGGAAGGAAAGGAAGGCAGCCAAGGAGCUUACAAGGCAGAACAUGGAUUUUGGCUUUAAGCUUCUCAAGAAGUUGGCCUCCAACAACCCUGGCAGGAAUAUCAUGCUAUCCCCUUUGAGUAUCUCUACAGCUUUCUCCUUGCUGUGCCUGGGUGCCCAGGACAGCACCCUGGAUGAGAUCAAGCAGGGGUUCAACUUCAGAAAGAUCCCAGAAAAAGAUCUUCAUGAGGGCUUCCAUUACAUCAUCCACGAGCUGAACCAGAAGACCCAGGACCUCAAAGUGAGCAUCGGGAACACGCUGUUCAUUGACCGGGGGCUGCAGCCCCAGCGUAAGUUUUUGGAAGAUGCCGAGAACUUUUACGGUGCAGAAACCAUCCUUACCAACUUUCAGAAUUUGAAAAUUACUCAGAAGCAGAUCAAUGACUUUAUCAGUAAUAAAACCUAUGGGAAAAUUAACAACCUGAUCGAGAAUAUAGACCCUGGCACUGUGAUGCUUCUUACAAAUUAUAUUUUCUUCCGAGCCAGGUGGCAACAUGAGUUUGAUCCAAAUGUAACUAAAGAGGAAGAUUUCUUCCUGGAGAAAAACAGUUCAGUCAAGGUGCCCAUGAUGUUCCGUAGUGGCAUGUACCAAGUUGGCUAUGAUGAUAAGCUCUCUUGCACCAUCCUGGAAAUACCCUACCAUAAAAAUAUCACAGCCAUCUUCCUCCUUCCUGAUGAGGGCAAGCUGAAGCACUUGGAGAAAGGCUUGCAGGUGGACACUUUCUCCAGAUGGAAAACGUUACUGUCACGCAGGGUUGUAGAUGUGUCUGUGCCCAGACUCCACAUGACGGGCUCCUUUGACCUGAAGAAGACCCUCUCCUACAUGGGUAUCUCCAAAAUCUUCGAGGAGCAUGGUGAUCUCACCAAGAUCGCCCCUUGUCGCAACCUGAAAGUCAGCGAGGCUGUGCACAAGGCUGUGCUGAAGAUGGAUGAGAGGGGUACGGAGGGGGCCGCUGGCACCGGAGCACAGACUCUGCCCAUGGAGACACCACUCGUCGUCAAGAUAAACAGACCCUAUCUGCUGCUGAUUUACAGCCAGAAAAUAACUUCCGUGCUCUUCCUGGGAAAGAUUGUUAACCCUAUUGGAAAAUAA